AUGGCUUUUCCGAAAACCAAUAGUAAGGAAAGAUUUUCCUUACUUCUGCUGGAGCCUGGAGAGAUUUACUUCGAAGACUACGGUUGUGUCUGCUAUCGAGGAGCUGAUGGCGAAAAUGAUGCUCAUGCCAGAUCUUCAAAAGGGAGGCUGAAAGUUUGCUCCAAAUCUAUCCUUUUUGAUCCUAAAGAUGUACUGCAACCCAUCCUUAAGUUUCCUCUUCGAGACUGUCAGACUAUUGAGAGGUGGCAAGGUUCCCUGAUGUCCAAGAUUGACAAGGGCAACGUCAUCUGCGUUGAAUGUGAUCAAGUGAUUGAAAUGCUGGAGGGCAACAUCAUUGCUCCUUACACUUUCCGGAGAGAAAAGAGCCGAUUCCGUUUUGCCUUGCAAUAUGUCACAGCUUCUGCGUGUGUCGCACGAAUAUCACAAUUAAAGCGUGCUUCCAUGUUGCCCAGUGCCGACCAAGCCGUCAUGAUUUCAGCAAUAGUGAAUUGUCGACAAGGUAGCGUCAAGUUUGACACUAGUUGGUUAGAAGAUCUGCAUGAGACAAUCCUACUGGAGACGACCAGCAACAAAAUCACCCCCUUGGUCGUCAAUCCAGGGAGACUGCUGCUGACAACGAGCCGCCUAUACUUCCAACCCUACAACAAUGCGGAACCUUGGCCUGUCUUGAAGAUAAAACUUUCAAACAUCAAGAGGGUCAUAAAGCGGCGAUUCCUGUUGAAGCAAGUGGGCCUGGAAUUGUAUUGUUCGAAACAGUCUGCAGUGCAGCAUCUGUUUCUGUCUUUUAAGAAUCAGAUAGAACGCGACGUCCUUUUUUCCAAAUUAAUUAUACAGCCAGAACUUAAGUUAGAAGACACAGGACAAGAAAAUAUGACUCUUUUAUGGCAGAAUGGGUUAAUUUCUAAUUAUGAUUAUCUUUUGUAUUUGAACAGUUUGGCUGACCGUAGUUUUAAUGAUCUGACACAAUACCCUGUAUUUCCUUGGAUUUUGUCAGAUUACACAUCAACUUCCAUUGACUUGAGUGAUCCGUCCAUUUACAGGGAUCUGACAAAACCAGUUGGCGCUCUUUCAGAAGAAAGGCUGACAAGGCUCAAAGAACGAUAUGAAGAAAUGGCUGAUCCGAAAUUUUUAUAUGGUUCUCAUUAUUCCACUCCUGGAUUUGUACUCUAUUACCUCGUCAGAAAGAUGCCACAAUACAUGCUGUGUCUCCAAAAUGGCAGGUUUGAUCAUCCAGAUAGAAUGUUUAACAGUGUGCCAGACACAUGGAGAAAUAUCACGACCAACACUUCCGAUUUUAAAGAACUUAUUCCUCAAUUCUAUGAACCAGAUGCUGAAGGGAGAUUUCUUCUCAAUGCAAAGAAUUUGAACUUUGGUUUGCGAAUGGAUGGUUCUAAAGUGGGUGAUGUGGAGCUUCCUGCAUGGGCAAAAGAUCCAGGCCAGUUUGUUCAAGUGUUACGGGAAGCUCUGGAAUCUUCCUACUCUUCGGCACACCUCCACCACUGGAUCGAUCUAGUCUUCGGGUACAAGCAGCGAGGGGAAGAAGCCAUCAAAGCAGAUAAUGUAUUUUAUCAUCUGACCUAUGAAGGAGCUGUUGAUUUAGAUAGUAUCAGGGAUGCAAAUGAACGAUAUGCCUUGGAGGUACAGAUAAUGGAGUUUGGACAGAUCCCGAAACAGCUCUUCCAGAAACCACAUCCGUGCAGAAGGCUGCCUCCUUCCCCCAUUGGGGACCACUUGCCAGAAUUUCCUUCCCUUUACAAAGAUGCGAAGAGUAGGAAUGACUCCGAGUCCAGUACAAGGUCUGAGUCUGCAUCAAAAAGGUGGCAGAAAGACAUGACACAAUUGACUAUCUGUUUGGACUGCAAAGGCCAUAAAGAACAAAUCACAGACGUAUGUAUCACGAAGGAUCAGAAGUACAUUUUUUCCGUGUCUCAAGAUGGAUUGCUCAAAAUGUAUUCCCUGGAAGAAAAGAGACAGUUGAGAAGUAUCAAUGUGUACAACAUGGCUCUCUCUUCCUGCUCAUUGAUGGAAGACGACAGGACAGUUGUUGUAGGCUCUUGGGACAACUACGUAUAUCUCUAUAAUGUGGAAUACGGAAAACUGUUGGCCACCACCAUGGCUCACGAUGAUUCUGUGACUGAUGUCUUCUUCAGCAACAAUCUGCUUGUGACUGCAUCCAUGGAUUCCACUGCAAAAGUAUGGUCCUACGAGCUUGGUGAAAGUGCCCGCCCAAAUUUCUCAUUGAGUGCGGAGUUGGACCAUGAGGCCAGCGUUCUCUGCCUUAGUGUGAACGAAGGAAGGACCCUGUUGGUGACUGGUACUUGUACCGGAUACCUCUACAUCUGGGACCUGGUCUCCUUCUGCCUUGUGGGCCAGCAUCUCUAUCACUCUGGUGUCAUACAUGCCGUCCCUUUUAGCCCAGAUGGCCAGAAGGUGGCUACGUGUGGUAGUGACGGAACUCUGAAGGUGAUUGACGUGCAGACGGCAACCCUUCUUUUUAGCGCAGAAGCCGGAGAACAGCUCAGGUGCCUCUGCUGGGACGGAAGUACGGCUGUGCUGGGAUCUGUGUCCGGAAACCUGCUAGUCUGGGAUCUCUUCAAGGCGGAGCUACUGGAAACCUUGUCUGCCCACAAAGGUGGCGUGACGUGUGUGACUGCGUCCAGGGACGGUGGUGUGCUCGUGACUGCGGGGGAGGACCUGCGUGUCCUCGCUUGGAGGUCGGCGGAAACCCCCCGGUGAAAUGUGCCCUACUUCUUCUCAAUGUACAUUACUGUUUUUAUUGUUUGGUUAAUAAAAUGGA
This is a messenger RNA of Uloborus diversus, 2797 nucleotides long. Its product is annotated as protein FAN-like. Lineage: Eukaryota; Metazoa; Arthropoda; Arachnida; Araneae; Uloboridae. The coding region runs from base 1 to 2736 and encodes 911 amino acids. The record is from RefSeq and is a predicted model, not a curated record. The transcript has 33 exons. Gene Ontology annotation, molecular function: protein binding.